Molecule: messenger RNA, 2484 nt
Organism: Rhizoctonia solani
Lineage: Eukaryota; Fungi; Basidiomycota; Agaricomycetes; Cantharellales; Ceratobasidiaceae
Product: nuclear mRNA splicing protein
Exons: 18
Coding region: 1-2484 (827 amino acids)
Biological process (GO): transmembrane transport; mRNA splicing, via spliceosome
Cellular component (GO): catalytic step 2 spliceosome
Molecular function (GO): transmembrane transporter activity; protein binding
Source: RefSeq, a predicted model, not a curated record
AUGUCCCAAAAAUCAACGCGUCAGCAAAAACAACCUGCUCUUGCUCCUCGUAGAUUACAUUGUAAACUUGAAAAUCACCGAGGUCCUGUUCACGUAGCAACUUAUGCCAAGGGGGAGGCCAAGUAUGUUUUGACUGGCGGACAAGAUAGAACUAUCCGCCUCUGGAACCCCGAAUCGGGUAGUGAGAUCAAGAAAUAUGAAGGACACGGGUACGAGGUUUUGUCGAUUAGCGUCGCACAUGACAACGCAAGGUUUGCGUCUGGAGGAGGAGAUAGGAGUGUUUACCUCUGGAGCGUCACCGCAGGCGUUACUGAACGUCGAAUGCCCGGUCAUUUGGGGAAAAUCAAUGCUGUGGCAUUUAACGCAGAUGCCUCUGUGCUCGCAAGUGGUUCCUACGACUCAUCGGUAAGAUUAUGGGAUCUGAAAGCACAGAGCCGAACACCGAUCCAAGUUCUCGGCGAAGCUAAGGACAGUAUUACAUGUCUUCAUGUCGGAGCUGCGGAGAUAAUAACGGGAUCCGUUGAUGGACAUGUACGGACAUACGAUAUGAGGAUGGGUGAAUUGAAGAGCGAUUUUAUAGGACCGCCAAUCUCCUCAAUUUCCCCGUCCAUAGACAAUCAAACACUCUUGGUUUGCACACUCGACUCGAAAUUACGACUCAUGGACCGAGCGAAUGGGCAGAUGUUGAACACAUUCUCAGGGCAUGUUAGUAAUGACUAUCGCACCCACGCAUGCUUUGGUCACGGCGAGGGUAGCGUCUUGUGCGGAGACGAGCAGGGAAAGAUAUGGGAAUGGGAUCUACUCGAUGCCAAGGCUGUUGAGCCAGAUCCCACUAAAGUCCAUGACAAAGUGAUUAGCUGGGUCGAGCAUCAUCCACUGGAAUCUGGAGAGAUGUUCGACAUUUAUUCAUUUGAACCAAUGAUCACGAGCAUCCCUCUGGAAAUUAUUGCAUCGCGUCAAAGCGACGAGGGGCUUCCCCGUUCUUCAUCUAGAUUGUCUGGUACGGCCCUAAGCGUGCAGCACGUUCCAAUAUCAACUCAACAACAAGCCAGUAGUCCUAUGCCUGCCCAAAGUUUUCCCCGACAUGGUAGUAUCACUAAUGAACAAAUGACUACUGCGGGUGUUGCCAGUGAGGAUGGGGUCGAGAACGAGGAAACCUCAAAUUCUAUGGCUGAAUCAAGCAACAUUCCGCCUGCCGAUCGUGGUCUUCAAGCCUGGCUAUAUCUUAUCGGUGCUUUUGUAGUAGAGACGCUGGUCUGGGGAUUCCCCAACUCUUUCGGUGUCUUCCUUGGUUACUACUCCAAGAUGUACCAGGGAGAGAAAGGCGCCGAGCUGCUGCUCCCUUUAGCAGGUACACUCUGCUCAGGUAUUGACUUUCGUGAUUUCGGACUACCCUACGUUUUGUUCGGCUGGGCUUUGAGACCUAUCAUCUAUCCUAUUGUUGCGCGUUAUCCUUCACAGCGUCGUACCAGCAUGUGGGUUGGUAAUUUUAUUUGCUUUGGAAGCCUUUUUGGAGCUAGCUUUGUCAAAAAGCCUUGGCAAAUUGUGUUGCUCCAAGGUGGAGGGUAUGGCUUAGGAGGCUCUCUGCUCUACGCUCCUACCGUUUCCUACAUGUCAGAAUGGUUCUAUGUGCGCAGAGGCCUUGCCAAUGGAGUAAUGAAUGCUGGCACGGCUGUUGGCGGUCUCAUUCUACCCCUGGUCUUGCCUUCAAUUAUUAGGCCGUAUGGAACAUCCUCAACCUUGCGCUACCUGUCCAUCGUUGUUUUCGCUCUGCUCUCCGCCGUUUUGCCUUUCAUUCGUCCUAGGCUUCCCGAAGAUCGUGUUCGUCGCAUAGCCACGACUUCUAGGACAAAGUGGUCCACCAACAAAUCCUUUUGGCUGUUGCUUUGUGUUACAGCAUUACAGGGAUUCGCAUACUUUCUUCCUAUCGUUUACCUCCCAACGUUUGCCCAGGAUAUGAUGCUGAGCGAUAGCCAGGCCUCAUUGACAUUGGCUCUCCUCAAUGGUUCGUCUUUAAUCAGCCGAAUUGCUCUAGGGCACCUCUCGGAUAUUCUCAAUCCAUGGGUACUCGCUACAUCGACACUUGCUGCAACUUCGGCUGCGACAUUUGUCCUGUGGGGCGCGUUAGUGACCACGAUAGGGACACUAAGUGCAUACUCGAUACUUUUCGGUGCACUGGCUGGCGGCUUUUCAAGUCUUUGGACUGGGUUUGUACGGCCUAUUGCAAGAGAUGAUACUACUGCAGCAACAAGCAUGCUUGGCAUGCUGAUGCUGUCGCGAGGACUUGGCAAUGUGCUAAGCACACCAAUAUCGUCGGUGCUUAUUGGCGGAUCUAUGCGUGAUUAUGCCCACUCUGGACUACAGAAUGGCAGUCGGUGGGCAAGUUUGAUUAUCUAUAUUGGCACAGUAUUUGCGGGUGCUACAUCCAUCGGAUUGUUCGGGUGGCUAAGAGACAGAAACACGCGAUCAUUCCUUGCACACUAA